Messenger RNA from Meloidogyne enterolobii, 568 nucleotides. The record is from the annotation of a GenBank genome assembly. Lineage: Eukaryota; Metazoa; Nematoda; Chromadorea; Rhabditida; Meloidogynidae.
CAAUUUUACACAUAUACACGUUGAUUGGGGGAAGUAUUUUUUGAUGCCUAGACAAUAAAUCUUGAAGAAAUUUCUGAGCAUUAAUUUCCCCCAUUUCUUGAAAAUUUGUUUGUUCAAUUACCUUAAAAUUUAAUAAUGUCAAUAUUUCGUAAUGCCCAAAAUUACAUCGCUGAUAAAACACAUGGCUGAAAUAGCCUCCAAAACCUGCCCUUUCUCCAACAUUUUAUUACAACUUGGACAGGUAAUUAAUUGUGUUUCAGAAUUCUUAUAUUCUGAUUUUCCAAAAAUGCAAAGAGAAUAUUCACAAUUUGGGCAUAACAUUGAAGAUAGUAUCUGUUCUGAUUCGUCCAGACAACGAGAGCAUUCACAGGUGAAAUACCAUGUGUCUGUAUUUUUUUGUGUUUUUCUUGUGUUUCUUGUGUAUUUUCUUUUAUUUUUCGUAUUUUUGUGUUUUUUUUGUAUUUCUUGUAUUUGUUGUAUUUUUUGUGUUUUCUGUUUUUGUAUUUUUCUUUAUAUUUCUGUAUUUUCUUGUAUUUUUUUUGUAUUUUUUGUGUAUACCUUUAAGUAA